Molecule: messenger RNA, 3873 nt
Organism: Mizuhopecten yessoensis (Yesso scallop)
Lineage: Eukaryota; Metazoa; Mollusca; Bivalvia; Pectinida; Pectinidae
Exons: 4
Coding region: 131-3313 (1060 amino acids)
Source: RefSeq, a predicted model, not a curated record
GGAACAAUAAACAGAAUGAGUGAACAUAACUAAAUGAUGUUGCCUAUUGCAUUUUGCAGGACAUAACACAGCAUGCUGCUUUCGAGCGUGACUCUCCAAAAAUAGCAAGACUUUCCUCAGUGAAACUAUAAUGGCGCUAUCAAAUGCCAACGCAAAUUUCCUGAGAGAGCAUGGUUUGAUUGCUGAGUUAGGUAGACCAUUGCAUGAUUUUUAUUUUGGAAUAAUUAGCAAAAUAUCAGGCGGAGAUGCUAGGGGAAAAACAUCAGAUAUUCAGCGUGAACCAGAAUUCAAUUUGUUCUUUUGUGCAUUUAAGCCAGAGUUUUUGAAUCAAAACCAAUCAACAUUGUACGAACCAGAGAGGAUACGACAGGAAUGUUUGAAUAGAAGUAAAAAACAUCGUACUGGUCCUUGUCGGCGAGAUCUCUACGCAACAGCCGAACUUCUGCAACAAGCGAUCCAUCUGUUCCAUAUCAGAGAGGACGUAUUGAAAAGGGAAAUCUUCUUACCACCUUUUUGCAACUUCACUCCAGAUAAUGAUAGAAUAAUCAGGAUACUGAUACUUUCGGAAGGCGGCAAAGACGUAUUUUAUCAGCUGAAACAAAUAAACCGGCAGGAAAACAGAAGAAGGGCAGCAAAUACGAACCAGUGCGAUUGCAAUAAAUUCCAUGCCAAACUUGUUGAACCUCCUGUCCCGAUGAGUGCAGGAGAACCUUCUGUCGACCAGUUGAUAGCAGACCAUUGGGUCUUUAGUCCACCUACAGCAAAUUGUUCGAGUUUGUAUCGAUGCUUAAGUAAAGCAAUAUAUGGUGACGAGAGUUUGUUUCCACUGAUAAGGAAUCUUAUCUUGAAAUUUGAGCAGCAGGAAGAUUUUCUUCCGGUUUUUCAAACAUUCAUCACUGAACCAAGGGGACACGAAUCGGCAGAUAUCAAUACAAGAACCAAGAAUCACUUCACUCAGCUUAGUAACGGUUCGAAAAAUCCAGGUACAGGUGAAGUUUAUGCUGCGUCUUCCCUGUUUUGUACCGACAUAUAUAUCUGGACUGAGAACGGGGGGAAAUGGAGUGUGUACCAUCCUCUCUUACUGCCGACAAGAACUCGUCAUCAUUUCCUCACGAUGGCUAAAUGUGAUAACGACGAGUUUAAUCUCCUCGUUCCAGGGACUGUUCCAUGUAACUGCCAGCUCGCAAGGCCACCAGUUGAAUCACUCAAAGAUGAACGAAAAAGACUGGAGUCGUUAGCUUGGGGCAUAACAGCAUUUAAAGCCUGUUGUAAAGGGCAGAGGAGGCAUGGCCCACACGCACAUUUGCAGUUUCUCGCCAGUUCUCCAAAUCAACAGGAUCCGGACGCAAGAAGACACACAACUGCAAGUCAUACCGAUUAUGUCGAUGAACUUUUGAAACUGAAAGGUAGGCGUUUGGAUAGAGUCAGCUAUGUUGGUGGUACAUUUCAGCAGUGCAUAUACGAAGAAAUAUAUGGUACUGAUGAAAUGGUAACAACGACACAAUUUCCGGUACCAAGCGGUGAUCCAAAUGACGAGGAAAUCAGGAGUACUGCUAACUGGCUCAAACGACCCAUCUACAUAUUCACUAAAAACAGGCAGAACGAGGCACACAAGUGGAAAGCAUUCCUACCAACGCCAGUAUCAAACAGAUGUCGGUAUUACGUCACCCUUUACAAAGAUCCCGAGACCAAACGGUACGACAGAGUGAUCCCUAUCAAUGGCUGCAACUGUUCCAAGUUUCCUCCAAUUGAGGUCAGAAUUCCAACAGAACAUGGUGGACGUCGCGAGAUUAAAAAGGUCAAGCGUCACAAUCCUAUGCUGGAAUAUUUUCUUGAUGAGAACAUAGAAGCAAACAUGUUAACGGACGAAAACAUAUAUCCCGCUGAAGACAUGAAUCCUCCAGUAAACAGUGUACGGUCAGAUAUCUACCAUGUACAACAACGUGACGAUAUGACUGACAGAAUGGUUGACACUAUGGAUGGCAAAACUUCUCUCUUUGCAUGUUUGAGUAAGGAUAUCUUUGGAAAUAGUGAAAAGGAUAACUUCAUAGCAAACUUGCUUCUUAAGGAAAUUCGUGAAAACGGAAAAACGUACUCGGUCCUUUACUCUGGAUCCGGAAAAGCAAACGAACAAGCAGACUCGCUUGGUUCUCUACAGGGAUUUGGUGAAAUAGAUUUACUGGCUGCUGCCACCUUUUUCCAAACAAGGAUCCUAGUAUUGCUCGUUGCACCAGACGGCACAAGCAGGUGGAAAGAAUUCACCCAAAUGAGACGAAAACGUCGACCACAAAAACUACCACAAUUGCAGAGUACUUGCUCAAAAGGAGCCACAGAUACAAACUGUGUAACUCUACUACGAAACGCAUACGGGGAGUUCUACCGGAUUGUGCCAAAAGAUAACGUCUGCAACUGUCAAAUGAAACAAAUUCGUGUCCCGGGAAAGACGAAUGGAUCGUUAAGAGAUGGCUGUACCGCAAGUGUAGGCGGGUUCGGUGACGUUGCUACAGAAAUCCCGAAAAUUUGGGCAGAAAAGAGAAAAGAGGCCAUUCUGAAGUACCGCUCUUUGGAUUUUGACCUAGGACAAGUGUACUGUGAUAUCUACAAUCUUUACCGGAUUGUGGCAUUUCAGCUCGGGGUACACGAAGCAAUCAUCCGAAUUUUUGAAAGUCGACGAAGAGGAACAGAUAUAACAACCAUUACUGGAUCUGCCGUAUCUGGGGUUGGCACCGCGAUAUUGGUCGGCGGUGUGGCAUUCGCGGGAGCAACAGGAGGGGGAUCAGUUGCAGUUGCCGGAAUGAUUGUGUCCGUGUUGGGUGCAACAAGCGUAGCUGGAGGAACGUUGAUAGAAGGGUUUCUUUCAGCAAAGGAUCUUGGUAAUUUGAUUAAGAUCCAAAACCUCCUGAAAGUAACGUCAGAAAAUUUAGUUGCUUCUGUAAAAAAAAUCAAAAGAAACAUACCAAGAAUUGACGGCGUAUUCAGAGAUGAAAGAGAAAUUCUUGGGAAUGUCAACCAUGACAACCUCGAUAGAUUUGGAAAUUUUCAAAUUAUUACUGGGGUGUGCAUACUGGAAGAAACAUGCCAAGCUGUAUCAACAGUACUGUCUCGAUUGGCACUGAGAACCUCUACGGUCAUACUUGGAAGGUUGUUGGCAGGAUUCUCACUUGUCCUUGACGGUGUUUUGAUAGCACUGGCUGCCCGGAGUUUGAACAAAGGAAGCAAAACAGAAACCUCCGAAACACUAGGGAAAAACGCGUACCAACUGAGAGCAUUGAAAUCGAUUCUUAAAACAUAUAUUCACAAAGCAGACCAGUAGAAUCUGUUCACAGGCUCGGACAUAUAUUGCGACAUGAUCUCGAGGAAUUUAUAAAUCAACACGGGAUAUUUGAACACCUAGACCAUUUAACACACGGAACUUUGAACACUUGAAACCUUUGACCUUUGACAUUGCAUUAGCAUAAUGCUAUUCAAGUUGAAUUUUGGUGGAAACUGCCUACGAAAAUGAAUGCUGCCACUUAGCUUUUGAACUUCGCGUUUCGACAGAUUAAAGACAAAAGUGAUAAAUUCCGUGCAGUGGAUUCAAAAUUACAAAAACUUGAUAAGUCUGUGUUGCAUAUAUACAUGUAGAUAGAUAAGUGGUAAAAUUAUCUACAUUUCCUUAUCUAUCUACAUGAUGAUACAGAUAUCGUGGCAGGAAACAUUACAGAUAAUGCUGAAAUGAACAUAAGGCAUAAAGAUCUAGAAUAACUAAUAACGAACUGAACAUAACAGAUAAUAAUCUAGACAGAGUGAACUCUGUAUAACAAUUAAUAAUCAAGUGAGCAUAACAGACAAUAAUUUAGCGACCUUAAAUAUUUAUUGUCUAUUUAAGCUGGU